Molecule: messenger RNA, 1299 nt
Organism: Geodia barretti
Lineage: Eukaryota; Metazoa; Porifera; Demospongiae; Tetractinellida; Geodiidae
Source: the annotation of a GenBank genome assembly
AUGCGGACCUUCCACCUGACCUGGUUCGCCUUUUUCCUGGCCUUCUUCGGGUGGUUCGGCAUUGCACCCAUGAUGGCCCUGGUGCGCGACGACCUGGGCCUUACCAAGACCCAGAUCGGCAACACGAUCAUCGCUUCAGUGGCGAUCACCAUAUUGGCUCGGCUGCUCAUCGGCUGGCUGUGCGACCGCAUUGGCCCCCGCCUGGCCUACUCGGGGCUGCUGGUGCUGGGUUCCAUUCCGGUGAUGUGUAUCGGCCUGGCCCAGAACUAUGAGACUUUCCUGCUGUUCCGGCUGGCAAUUGGCGUAAUCGGCGCCUCCUUCGUCAUCACCCAAUACCAUACCUCGGUAAUGUUCGCGCCCAACGUGGUGGGCACGGCCAACGCCACCACCGCCGGUUGGGGCAACAUGGGCGGCGGCGUAACCCAGAUGGUAAUGCCCCUGCUCCUGACCCUGGUGCUGAUGCUGGGCGUGGGUGAGACCUUUGGAUGGCGGGUGGCGAUGGUGAUUCCCGGCGUAGGACUCUUUUUCACCGGAUUCGCUUACUACUUCCUGACCCAGGAUUGUCCGGAGGGAAACUACCGGCAGAUGCGGGCCGCCGGAAAAAUGGCACCCACUUCAGUGACGAACGGGUCCUUCAUGGAUGCCGCUAAAGACUACCGGGUCUGGGCUUUGUUCGUCAUUUACGGAGCAUGCUUCGGAAUCGAACUGACCAUUAACAAUAUUGCGGCUCUGUACUAUUACGACCGGUUCGAACUGAACCUGGCAACCGCCGGCCUGAUUGCCGGCCUGUUCGGCCUGAUGAACAUCUUCGCCCGGACGCUGGGCGGCUUCUUCGGCGACAAAUUCGGCAUCAGGUUCGGGUUGAAGGGCCGGGUGAUGUUCAUGGGCGGUGUCCUGCUGAUGGAAGGGCUGUCCCUGGUGCUCUUCUCGCAGAUGGCUACCCUGUUCCUGGCCGUGGGAGCCAUGAUCAUCUUCAGCCUUUUCGUCCAGAUGACGGAGGGAGCGACCUUUUCGGUGGUGCCCUUUAUUAACCGCAAGGCCCUGGGUUCGGUGGCCGGCAUCGUGGGCGCCGGUGGCAAUGCCGGCGCGGUGGCGGCGGGCUUCCUUUUCCGGGUGGAAAGCCUUACCUUCGCCGACGCCCUGAUGCUAAUCGGGAUAGCGGUGGUGGCAAUUGCCCCGCUGGUGUUCCUGGUACGCUUCUCGCCGCAAACUGAGGAGGAGGAGAGGCGUGCUAUGCAGGGAGCCUUGGCCCGGCGCAUGGCCCUGGCUGAGGAGGGGACGCCAGCGGCGGCAGACUAG